This is a messenger RNA of Pomacea canaliculata, 3499 nucleotides long. RefSeq names its product carbohydrate sulfotransferase 10-like. The coding region runs from base 1096 to 2379 and encodes 427 amino acids. The record is from RefSeq and is a predicted model, not a curated record. Gene Ontology annotation, molecular function: sulfotransferase activity. NCBI's taxonomy places the organism in Eukaryota, Metazoa, Mollusca, Gastropoda, Architaenioglossa, Ampullariidae. Gene Ontology annotation, cellular component: membrane. Gene Ontology annotation, biological process: carbohydrate biosynthetic process. The transcript is spliced from 4 exons.
CAAAUGCCAGGCUCUCACUCAGAAACGAUGUGAAAGCCUGUUUAGCUUUUCCAAAAUUAACAUAAUAAACUAAAAAUAAAAUAGUAAAAAAAAAACUUUUACGCGAAAUGUAGUAAAAGGGAAAGCUGUUUUUUUUUUCUUAGGUCUCGGGCUUUUCUUUAAAGCAAAAUAUAAAAGUGUGAUUGGCACUCUUGGAACUUAAUUGGAGCACCCCGGUGGGGUCCCUCAAACCAAUUUAAUUAUAUCUUAAUAGGUAUUGAAGAAAAUCGCGAUUUAUAGAACUCACUCGAUCUACAGGGACUACGAAAUACAUGUACACGUCCAUGCAGGGACCGUAUAUAGUUAUGAAGAGAAAGUCACUUACCAAGAGCAAUUAACUGGGAACCUCAGGGAAAAGUAUAUCUUGUUUCAAAGUUAUAGAGCAUGCAGUGUCGAAAUACCAUGGACACUAUAAUAAUAAUAUAGAGAAUUUAUAUAUAGCAUUUUACAACACCAUCAAAGGCAGGCUCAAAGUGCUUUACAUACACAAAAUAUUUCUUGACUACAUACACCUUUGCCGCCGGCUGCAAUGAUAAAACAUAUUUUAGGGGUCUGGACACUUCUUAAUUUGUAACUUUGGGAACAAUUAAGAGAUCGAUUUAUCUUUGAAUUCUUCACUUUGCCCCACGACUUAUACCUUGGCUUUAUACGGCCCCUGGUAAAAGCAACAGAUCCAUACAUACAUAUAUGUAGCCUGGCAGACAAAAAUGCAAUGUUUGAACGUUAUUUCUAUAACAAUUUAAAUCACAAUAAAUUAAAGCACGAGCAUUAUAUCUUGAUCCAUGUCAUGUUUACUUACACUACCAUUAUAUCACAAUCCGCUUUAUCCUAACGACAAAAAUCAAAGCGCGGGGAUGUAUACACAGUGCUGCACUAGUGAGUGCGGCGAACACCGCGGGUGUGGCCCAUAGACCGGCGGCUGCUGCCGUCUGAUGUCGUCUUUGAACCCUGGGUAAAGGCCACACUCAUUCACAUUCAGCGGAAUCUGUUUCAUGCAAGUCUAAACUCAAAACGGAUGAAAAUAUCCACUCUCUAAAGACUGCUGAAAGAAAGGAGAUGUGCAAGCUGCCACUGAAGGUUGUUUUACACAGCCGUAAAAGUUUCCUUUGCUUCGUUGCUGGCUUUCUGGCCCUGAUCUUGACACUGAUUCAAAUCAAGGCUGGCCUUGGUGUCACGUUUUUUCGCGGCUGCAUCGUCAUAAGUUGUUCUGCCAAGUCUCCAAAAGAUGAAAAGCCCGAGACGAAGAGUUUUGACACAAAGAUGAUACAAGAAAGGUUUUUGGAAAGGAAGCUCAUCAUGGAUGAUGGCUGUGCGAAUCACGUCCUACAAAAGAAAGGACAACCAACGUUUGACAGGGGAGAUUAUUUAACCAUCAACGGAACUGCGCUGUAUUGUCCCAUUGAAAAGACAGCUAGCAUCACAUGGAGGGGCAUCUUCGACGAGAUUCAGCGCAAGGGCGUGCAGGUCAACACAGUAGGCUAUUUCAUGGUAUAUCCGUUGGACCUGGUGAGCCUUUUUUCCAAUUUAGAUGCUGACAUCAGGUUUAUAUUUGUCCGGGAACCUUACGGGCGGCACGUGUCAGCGUAUGUGGACAAGCUAUUCUCGCCAAACAUCGAAUUUUGGAGAAACUUUGGAAAACAUAUCAUUCGCAAAUUCCGGCCAAACGCCACCGUUAGGAGUAAGGCGUGUGGCCAUGAUGUCACUUUCGCUGAAUACAUCAAGUAUGUCAUCGACGCCGAGAGGUCGGGUGAUCACAGAGAUGGUCACUUCCUGCCACAACAUUCCCACUGCCACAUCUGCAGGUUUCCUUACAACUACAUUGGUCAUCUGGAGACAAUGGAGGAAGACACCAAGUUUCUGCUCAAAGCCAUUCGAUCCCCUGUAGACUAUAAUCAAGACUACGGGAUGUUUACGAUGGAGGACCAGGCCCGCUGGUACUUCGGGGACCGGAAAAGAUACGGGCACUGCAUGGAGUUGGAGGAAGCGUUACGGAGGUACUGGAAAAAGCUGCAGAUCCGGGGGCUCGUUCAUAAGACAUUUGACUUCCCGUUCACUGCUGAGCAGCUGCGGAGCAUCACCGCCGCAGACUUGAUUCGGGAGGGGAGGAAGGCCGUGCUCAAGUCGAGAGAGCAGGGUGGGGCGAAGGGCAACAAGCGGGAGGCUCUGGUGGAAGCCUUUCAGUCUGUGUCAGCAGACGACAAAGACCAGCUUCGCCAGCUGUAUUGGCGUGACUUUGAGUUGUUUGGAUACAACCCAUCCCCAGAAGACAUAUUUGGAAACAGCACAGCAGAUUCGUUGAAUAAUGAUAGAAAGUUUAGUUAUUUCUCGGUGUGGGAUUGAAGAAGUUGAAUUAUUUCUUUGUGCGGGAUUAAUCUGACCACAAACUUCCAUGAUCUGAUUCACUGGCGCAGCAUGAUGCGGUAGCGACGGUGCUAUGGUGGUGUUAUACAGUCAAGAUGUGCCCACCUGGUUGUCGGGACGGACAUGACAUGGACGAGGAGACACCAAUUAACUUUGGGAACGUCGAAUCAUGGUUCAAUAUGACUCACGAAUGUUUACCUGCUUUGCUUAGAAUAUAGAUCGGGCUUACAUUGCAGCUGAAGAAAGUGUUUUAAAGAGAACCUGCGCGUAUGAGUGAAAAAGUGUGUAGCUGCAGACUUUUUUUUUUUAUCCGUUGCUGUGAGUUGCAGGUCUGCUACUUUCUCCCUCAGGUAUUUACACAAAACAAUCUCAAGAUUGAAAGCGCAGUGGUUAAAGCUCCUCACCACGACAGGGAGAUUAGGAUGCUGAAGGUUCAUAUCUCGGCUCCGACUCUCAUGCAUCUCUCUGAAUGUGGCAUGUGCUUUACUGGGUAUCCCAGUUUCCUCCAUCACGUGAGAGAGGGAGGAGAGAGAUGAUUUCAAUGACGGUGAAUGAAUUUGUAACUCAUGUUACUCACAGCUCUUGUUAUUUGGUUCUUCGUUGUAUUUUCUGUAUUUUAUUUUAUUUUUUGUUUAAUACGGUUAUUCUUUUAUAGCUCAUAUGUUAUUUGCUGUCAUGUCCCUCGUAUGUUGUCCAUGGUUCAUUCUUGUUCUUAAGCGCGAAGAGCAUGCUUCUUAGGAGUGCAAGUAUGCGCUCUACACAUUUUACAUUUAUUAUUAUUAUGACGACGAGUUCAUUCUACAACACUAGCAUACGAUCAUAAACUAUGCAGUGUGGUGGGCAAAGCUGGCUUUGUUUUUGUUGUUGAGUCUGACCCCAGUUAAAUCCUACCACUUGUCCAAUCCGCACUGAAUUUAUCAGAAAAAAUAUUCGUAGGCUACAUUUGACUGGUGCAUACUGCUCCGGAACUUCUUAUUAAUGUUUGUUUUUUCUGUUCUAAGAUGUCUGUGGCUCCAACUGAAAGAAAAAAUGUACAAAAUUUUCUAAUGCCUUCCCAUGAUCUUUCUUAUGCCCCUGCAACAUCUUAGAAUUUAACAAG